Messenger RNA from Lutzomyia longipalpis, 1336 nucleotides. RefSeq lists its product as uncharacterized. The coding region runs from base 1 to 615 and encodes 204 amino acids. Lineage: Eukaryota; Metazoa; Arthropoda; Insecta; Diptera; Psychodidae. The record is from RefSeq and is a predicted model, not a curated record. The transcript is spliced from 2 exons.
AUGGCCCCCCUGCCUCAACGAAUGCACGCCACCGCCUCCCGACGUCCCCAGGCGGCUCCUCGUGGCCCCCUUGCUCUGAGUCGUCGGCCACCCCUACCGCCUGCCAUUAGUUCCCGUAGUCAGAGCUUAGAUGGUCUCUUGGAUAUGGCAGGAUGCGAUGAUGCUGGGAAUGGGCAAAAGACAAAUAGCGAGAGAGCUGCAUCGGAGGUAACUGAUUCCCCGCAACGAAGGCAACGUGGCGCCGAGACGGAUCGUGGAAAUCGGAUAUCCCGAAGUCUCGAGGAUUUGCUGGACGAGAAGCCGGAAGCUAAUAAGGGUGAGGAAGAAGAUGGGAACUGCAGUAGGAGCCUAGAGAGUUUACUGCAGGAUACCCCAGAGAGUCCAGCGAGUGAGCAAGCACAGCGAACUGCAUCACCAGGAGAGAAGUUUUGUGAAAGUGAAACAAUUGUGGUGGAUAAUGCACUAAGAAGCAACGAUGACACAGCUUACAAUUCAGAGGAGGAGAAAUCAUCCACAUCCAGUCGUCAGGGGUCCAUUUCUUCCGAUCAACAGGGCUCAAAGCGGACAUUCAUAAAUCGCCUUGGACGACGCAUGAAGAGUCUAAUUAAGAAGUAAAGCUCACGGAGGGACUUCGAGGAGUAUAGUUCUAUAUAUUCCAUCUCAAUGUCCACAGGACGCAAGGAUUUCCCGUGCACUUGGUGGUGCCACAGUAUUAGGAUAUUGCAUACAUACACAGAUAAAAUGAAAUGAUGGACCUCUUAGCCAUUCCCAGCAGACAAAAAUUUCACAAAAUUUAAAAGGGGCCUUUGAGGAUUUUUCGGGGACGGGGGGCUUAUGCCAGAAAGUCAAAGGAGAUGCAUGUGACGUACCUGUAAAUUGAUUUGUGAUUACUCGAUGUGAGCAGCUUAUAUAACAACGUUUGUUUUAGAAGAGAUUUCAUCCGAAUCCCUGGGCUAAAAGCAAAUUCUUUUCUUCACGAGCGCAUAAAUGACUCACAGCACAUUAUUACUUAAAAAAAAAGAAAAAAUUUCUCAGCCUAAGAAAACUUUUUAUAUAAAAAAGGAGCUCUUGUAUAAAUGUUUAGUAUCGAUACUUAUUUAACCAAUUUUAACACUGAUGCAGGAUGUUUAGCCAUAAGUGAUUUUAUUUCACAAAAAAUAAUAUUUUAUGAAUAUUUGUAUUUCCCAAUGACCUAUGCUAUAUAUUAUACAUAGUAUUACAGUGCAAUUAGGAACACUGGAAGAAAAAAUUGCAUAUUAUAAGAAUUUUUAUUGUUUAUCUUUGCAAAAUAGAGAAAGAUCAAUAAAGCGAUUUUGCAACAGGACAGCAAAAGGAA